AUGGAAGAAGAUUUGGAGGAAGCCCCCCGGGAUCCGUCGGACCUCCACAUCCUGACGCUCAACUGCUGGGGCCUCCUGCACAUAUCUGCGCUGCGCAAUGAGCGUAUAGCGUACAUAGCGCACAGCCUGGCCACCAUGACGCCGCGGCCGCCGGACAUCGUCGGGCUGCAGGAGCUCUUCACGCAGGAGGACUACGCGGUCCUGAGGCGGCGGGUGCGUGACGUGCUCCCGCACGGGAAGUUCUACCACAGCGGCGCCUUCGGCGGCGGCCUGGCUAUCCUGAGCCGCUGGCCCAUCGUCGAGAGCUCCAUGCACGGGUACCCGCUCAACGGGCGUCCCACCGCCUUCUGGCAUGGGGACUGGUACGUCGGAAAGGGGGUCGCGCACGCUAAGAUCCGCAUAAGCGAUGCCGGGGGGUGCGGUGGCGAUGGUGGUGAUGACGACGAGGAUGCGGUGAUGGUGGACGUUUUCAACACGCACACGCACGCUUCGUACGGCGCCCGCGAUGACGGGUACGCGUGCCACUCGGCCGCCCAGGCGUGGCACAUGGCCAAGCUCCUCCGUGAGGCGGACCGGGGACCGGCCGGCGGCGACCGCAACCUCAUCGUCGCGCUCGGCGACUUCAACAUGCUACCCCUCUCGCUGGCCCACGAUAUCAUCACCUCGCACGCCCCCGUACAUGACGUCUGGCGCCUUCUCCACCCGGACAGCUCCUUGGGCUCGUCCGGCCACCCCCGCGAGGCGGCACGUGGCCGGCCCGUCCCGACCGUCGACUUUAACCUGCGCGAGAACGGCGCGACGAGCAACAACGUCUCCAACACCUGGCGCUGGUCCAAGGCCGACCGCCGCAAUCUGUCGGCCCGCAACCCCUGCCCCGUCGACCCGGAUGCGCCUGACCCCCACGGCCAGCGCCUGGACUACAUCUUCGCCUCUACCGGCCACUCUCCAUCCCCAUUCUCGCAAUCGCCGAGCAGACCAGCCUGGGUGGUCAAGGACGCCUCCGUGGCCAUGACUCAUCGCCAUCCGGACCUCCAGGUCUCGCUGUCAGAUCACUAUGCCGUCCACGCCAUCCUCCAUAGACAUAGCCCCGGCUCAGAGAACAGCAGCAACAGAAACAGCAAUGCUGACCCCUCCCACGCCCUCCGUUCCGGGACCUAUCUCUCCCUCUCAGAGACGGCAACCGCCCCUCCCGUCGUAGACGUGGACUUUAAUGCCCAGCUUCGCCACCGCCCCGCUCGUGACCCUGCUCGCACCCUCCCCCUGUACGACGAGAUAAUCACCCUCAUCGAUCGGUGUAGGACGCGAGAGCUCCGCGAACAGUCCUGGCGCGGCCUUCAUUUCUACGCCUCCGUCGUCAUCUUCAUCGGGUGUCUCGUGGCUGUGUGGUUCAGCCCACACAACGGCGUCGCUUUUGCCCUCCUCCUCGUGUCUACACUGGGUUUGGUGUCAGGUGUCAUCAAUGGCCUUCUCGCCCUCUUGUUCUUCUCCUCUGAACUGCGUAACCUCGCUGAAUUCGAGUGGGAGAUUCGCAAUGCCAAGGCUGCCGCGUCGGGCAGUCUCGCCACGCUCGGUGAGUUUGAUGACGAAGAGGCCAAGUCACGAUGA
Molecule: messenger RNA, 1605 nt
Organism: Geosmithia morbida
Lineage: Eukaryota; Fungi; Ascomycota; Sordariomycetes; Hypocreales; Bionectriaceae
Product: sphingomyelin phosphodiesterase 2
Exons: 1
Coding region: 1-1605 (534 amino acids)
Cellular component (GO): cytoplasm
Molecular function (GO): sphingomyelin phosphodiesterase activity
Source: RefSeq, a predicted model, not a curated record